Molecule: messenger RNA, 1920 nt
Organism: Hyla sarda
Lineage: Eukaryota; Metazoa; Chordata; Amphibia; Anura; Hylidae
Product: cytochrome P450 2W1-like
Biological process (GO): xenobiotic metabolic process
Cellular component (GO): intracellular membrane-bounded organelle; cytoplasm
Molecular function (GO): iron ion binding; heme binding; oxidoreductase activity, acting on paired donors, with incorporation or reduction of molecular oxygen, reduced flavin or flavoprotein as one donor, and incorporation of one atom of oxygen
Source: RefSeq, a predicted model, not a curated record
UUUACUAAAGACCUAAUGGUGACUGCUACACCAGACCCCACCAUGGCUGCAGAACCCGUGACCCUCUUCCUUCUAUGCACCCUCAUCAUGAUGAUCGUGAAGAUCCUGAUGAACAUUUCAAAAAGAAAGAUUUAUAAUAUGCCACCGGGCCCGACCCCACUACCCAUUAUCGGUAACCUGCAUAUACUGGAUAUAAAUAGGCAAGACUUCACUUUCAUGGAGCUUGCAAAGAAAUAUGGUCCAGUGUUCACCUUCCAUUUUGGCCCUAUGAAAGCAGUGGUUCUGGUUGGGUAUGAAGCCAACAAAGAAGCUCUGACCACAGCCAAGUAUGAAUUAGGAGAUCGGGGAAUAUUCCGUAUUGCCGAUGACUUUCAGCAGAAUCAUGGAGUUUUCCUCGCCAAUGGAGAGUCAUGGAAGGUACUCCGAAGAUUUAUGCUUUCCAUAUUAAGAGAUCUUGGGAUGGGGAAGAGACCCAUUGAAGGCAAAAUUAUUGAGGAGUUACAGUACCUAAAUGCAGCAAUUGGGUCCUAUAAUGGUAAACCUUUUGAUAAGAAAGUGUUCUAUCUAGCUGCCCCCAAUAUCACUUAUGGGAUGUUAUUUGGGAGACGUUUUGACUAUAAUAGCAAAACAUUCAAGAAGAUUAUAACCAUCAUGGAUGACGUUGUUGUUCAUAUUGGUAAUCCAGCUGCAAAGAUCUAUAAUGCUUUCCCAAUAAUGAAAUAUUUCCUGAAAGAACCGGGACUAGUCAUGAACAGGAUUGAUGAACUCAAUGGAAUUUUGAAGGUUCUCUUUAAGGAAGCAAAAGAAGUAAAAUCUGAAGAUUCUUUCAGGACAUUCGCUGAAGCCUUCAUGCAGAAAGAUGAAAGGGAAAUAGUAACCGAUGAAAAAGAGAAAUUCUUUACAGAAAAGCACUUGUUCGCUUCUGCAUUUGAUCUAAUGCUGGGUGGGACAGAAACAACGUCCACUACAAUACAGUGGGCUAUUCUGCUCAUGAUGAAAUAUCCUGAGAUACAGAAAAAAGUCCAAGAGGAAAUAAAAAAUGUGAUAGGACUUGAGCGUCCUCCAAGAUGGGAUGACCAGAAAGUCCUUCCAUACUGCUUGGCGGUGGUCCAUGAAGUUCAGCGCUUUGUUAACAUCUUCCCGUACUUACCACAUGCCACACCCUCAGAUGUCCAUUUCAGAGAUUACUUCAUUCCCAAGGGAACCACAGUGAUCCCUCUGUUCUCAUCUAUUCACUACGAUGAGACCCAAUGGGAGACUCCCAAACAGUUUAACCCGAAUCAUUUCUUAGAUGCCGCUGGCAAGUUUUUAAAGAAAGAUGCAUUCUAUCCAUUCUCCAAAGGGCGCAGAGUGUGUGCUGGAGAGAGCCUGGCCAGAAUGGAGCUAUUUCUUUUCAUCAUUGGAAUGCUACAGAAGUUCACCUUCACUCCUCCUCCAGGAAUGACUGCAGAUGACAUGGACAUCACUCCAGAAGCAGUUUUUACCUUACGACCAAAGAAUUACAAAGUUUGUGCAAUUCCCAGACACGUUUCCUCCAAAGAGAUGACUCUACAAGAUGCCAAAGUGACAAACAGCGGAUCAUAAGCUCCCUGAGAAGGGAGCUACUGAAGGUCCAUGGACGCAGCCAUGAUAAAAUGGCAAUUGUAAAAAAGUGGUCGGACCUGAAACGCCGGAACAUGGCUCAGGUCCGACAUCUCCAGGAAAAAUUCCACCCAGGAGCUCCUCAACCAUCUGUGCGGCCCAAGAGUACAAGGCGACAGGCCGAGGAGGAGGAGGAGGAAGAGGAGGAGGAGGCACAGGAGGAGGAGGAGCAGCCAGGGCCCUCCCACGGUGGCCAAAACCCCUCAACACCACCACCACCACCACAGGAAGAAGAGGAGGGGGAUUCCUCCACAAGUUCUGUGGCCUACACUCCAAAUC